Molecule: messenger RNA, 3869 nt
Organism: Leopardus geoffroyi (Geoffroy's cat)
Lineage: Eukaryota; Metazoa; Chordata; Mammalia; Carnivora; Felidae
Gene: DERL3
Product: derlin 3
Exons: 9
Coding region: 44-739 (231 amino acids)
Biological process (GO): endoplasmic reticulum unfolded protein response
Cellular component (GO): Hrd1p ubiquitin ligase ERAD-L complex; endoplasmic reticulum membrane
Molecular function (GO): misfolded protein binding; ubiquitin-specific protease binding
Source: RefSeq, a predicted model, not a curated record
AGAGCGCGCAGCAGGUUGGGCCACGAGUGUCAAAGAAGGUUCAAUGGCGUGGCAGGGACUGGCGGCCGAGUUCCUGCAGGUGCCAGCGGUGACGCGGACCUACACCGCGGCCUGUGUCCUUACCACCGCAGCUGUGCAACUGGAGCUCCUCAGCCCCUUCCAGCUCUAUUUCAACCCGCACCUCGUGUUCCGGAAGUUUCAGGUCUGGAGGCUCGUCACCAACUUCCUCUUCUUUGGGCCCCUGGGAUUCAGCUUCUUCUUCAACAUGCUCUUCGUGUUUCGCUACUGCCGCAUGCUGGAGGAGGGCUCCUUCCGUGGCCGCACGGCCGACUUCGUCUUCAUGUUUCUCUUCGGGGGCGUCCUCAUGACCCUGCUGGGGCUCCUGGGCAGCCUGUUCUUCUUGGGCCAGGCCCUCACUGUCAUGCUGGUGUAUGUCUGGAGUCGCCGCAACCCCCGAGUGAGGGUCAACUUCUUUGGCCUCCUCACCUUCCAGGCACCAUUCCUGCCCUGGGCACUCAUGGGUUUCUCACUGCUGCUGGGCAACUCAAUCCUUGUCGACCUGCUGGGGAUUGCUGUGGGCCACAUUUACUACUUCCUAGAGGAUGUUUUCCCCAACCAGCCUGGAGGCAAGAGGUUGCUGCUGACCCCCAGUUUCCUGAAGCUGCUACUGGAUGCCCGAGAGGAGGACCCCAAUUACCUGCCCCUCCCGGAGGAGCAGCCAGGACCCCUGCAGCAAUGACCCUACCCAGGGCCAGGGCCAGCCCAAGAAGCCCGUUUUCCUGGUCUCUGACAGACCUCCCUCCCACCCCUAACUCCCGCUUUCAGGAGAGCAACCUGUCCUGCAGACUGGGCCUGUGCCCAGGGCCCACCCAAAUAAACAGGAUGACCUGCACCUCUUCGUCCACAGCACUGGCUCCCUGCCUUUCCAUGCUGCUGGCCCUGACGUAGAGCCACUAAGCCUGGCCUGCCCUCUCAGACCAGAAGGGAGGCCCAGAGUGGGUCAAGAACCUGCCCAUAGUUGCUUAGCAGCAGUGAACUAGCAGAUGGCACACUCCGGGUUUUCACUCUAGCUUUGCCAGUGCCUUGCUGGAGCCUUGGGCAAAUCCCACCUGCACCAGAUCUCUGCUCCCUGCCAUGCAGCAAGGGAGCUGGUCAGAUCUCACUGGCUGGGGCCAGGACUGGGAUGUCCCUGUUGUGCCAAGCCUAGUCUGUAGGGGCUCCUGCCCAUGGUGCCCUCAGGCUGAUGCCUCACUGUCCCUCAUCAGCAACUAAGUGGACCUUUGCCCACUUUCCAGCUGAGCAGUUAAUGGACUUGGCCAAGGCUCCAUGAGGUCAGGUGCAGAGGAGGGCCAGGACUGGGUCCUCUACCCUUUCUGCAACCCCAAAGCUUUGAGAAAUUUUCACCAUAGCAGAGCCUUGCAAAGUUCUCUCCCUAAUGUUUUUAGCUAAGGACCAUGGAAACCUUAUCUGAUCACACAGCUCACUUUUCUCUUUGGUAAAGCAGCCAUCAGGCAACCUGGCCAACUUUCCUCAUCACCCUAGACCAGUCCAAAUUACAAUUUAUUCCUGGAUGAUUGGCAGCAAUAGGGGCUCCUCCAGCCAUAGGUCGUCAUGUUCGUGGGUGACACAAGUAUUCACCAUGGGAGUCUAACCUUAAUUUGGUAAUGAAAUCUUGCGGAGUAGCAGUGUAGCAGCGUGGGCUGGCAAUGCUCAGAGUGAGGGCUCAGCCCCUGGGCUGCCCUCUAGUUGUAGGGCCUCACGGACCAAGCAAACCCUUUAGCAAUGGAGCCCACUUAUUUCCAAGGCCAGUGGAGCCUGGGCCUGGAAUCCUGCUCUUUGUUCAAGGCCUUCCAGUGAAGCCCAGGUGUCCCCUUGCUGUGGGGCUCCAGCAAGUUCCACUCCUGGAUGAAGGGUAGGGGGCUUGAGUACAAACUCCCCGGCAGCCAGGAGCCGUCACGUCCCAGGACAUGAUCACAGGACCCCAAGCCCAGAGGGCUAGGUGCGUCUACCCCUACAUCCUGGCAGUCAAGACCUCAAUUCCUACUCAGAGCUCUGCCCUUGCCCAGGGUGGGGUUCAAGUUGGGAGCCAGGUGCCAUCACACUCCUGCCAUGCUGCUGGAGGGCAGAGUAGCCCUGACAUGGCAGGGAAGACCUGCCAGCAAGUGAAGGAGGCAACCCAGUGCUUAGAUCUGGGUCCGUUACCUUCGUUAAGAAUGUAGCUGUGCGCCCAAGUAAUCAAGUAGCACUCACUCAGUGAGGAGACCCACAUAUGCCACCCUCAUGGAGCCCACGUCCCUUCUGUAGAGUGAGGACACUUCCACAUUAGACAAGAAUGCAGAGGGGACACACAGCUCACUGGAGGCGGAUCUGAGAAGAGGCCCAGAGCUUGCCUCCUUCUCAACACAUAGCACCCACGGCCAGCACUGGGCAGGCAUGCUGCUCCGUGUGCCUUACUUCUCAUAACCGACCUGGGAGAGAGGAGCUGGCCUGGGUGGAGUCACCAGCUGGGGGCAGAGCUGGGCCCCAACCACCUGUUGCACAUGCACCGCUGCAAGGUGUGGCAAGAGCGGUGCACGCCCGCUGGAGCCUGAACAGCCAGGCAUGGGCCCUUGGGCACCCAAGCUGGUAAUGCCCCUGCAGCAACCACAAAGGACGGGGCUGCUGUAAGGGACUCCAGAGAAGCAAUGCUCCUGGCCAGGGGUGGCACAAUAGCCCAGACGUGCAGAGCCCAAGGAUGGCAGGAAAGCCUGUAGCUCCUUCACAAGGCCAAGCAAAGGGGGUGGGGUGGGGCCGUCACUGAAAGGUAAGUGGGCCCCCCUACCCUGAGUCUCAUGACCUCACUUGUCAUGUCCAUCAGCUGGAGGGCCUGAGGAAAAGCAAGACUGUGCUAUGGUUGGCCUUGGAUAGAAACUUAGCCCCAACCUGCCCACCUGGGACUCUGAGGCAGAGAAGGCUGAGAGGCCUGGCAUGCCAGCCUUGGUCCCACACCACCCCAGCCAAGUCCUUCUCCUCGUCCCCUUUCUUAUUUUUAUGCUACCACUUUAAAAAAAUGGAACAUGACCUGUUGUCUUUUAUUUAAAAAGUGUUGCUAGCCCUGCCUGGGGCUCCUAUACAAAAACAAAACAUAACCCAAAACGAGGCCUCUUUCUGACCAGAGACUUGGACAGGGACUGGGCUCAACAAAUGGAAUGUGCCCAGGGGAGGGUGACCAGAAGCCCUCCCCACACCCCAUGUUCCUCAGGAUGGCCCCGGCCUGCCCCUUUGCCUCCCUCCUUGCCAGAAGAUGAAGGAGAGGCGGUCCGAUCUUCUCAAUGCUCCGUGGGAGCCAUGCGCAGACGGGCUGGUUACCAAGCUGGGGCAGUGUUGGCAAGACGCCUCAUACGCCUGCAGGAGGAGAGGAGGAAAACCCACCUGGGGUCUAGAUUGGGACUCAUCACCCAGGGCCUGCCUCUGGCCAUGCAGGUACCUUCCCAGAACCAGGGUCCCUCCCCUGCCUGCAAGACAGUGGCUGUGUGCAGAGCAAGCUGCAAGGGGCCUGAAGGGGGGAGGGGUACCUUGUGUUCCUGUCCUGGUCUCGGAUCUUCUUUUCCAUCUCAGCGUCUGUCAGAGUCUCCAGCAGUGGGCACCAUUGGUCAGCAUCGCCUGUGUUCCGGAUGGCAAUCUCCACCGUGGCCGGGCGGCCUGCACCUGUCUCUCGAGGCCCACCACCCCCAGAAGGCUGGGCCUGCUCCACUGCAGCCCUAUCAAGUGUCUGCCCACCUCAGCCUGGAGCCCUACACAGCACAGUUCCCUCUGAGAAGAGUGAAGGCAGGCAGAGCCCAGGGGAGGCAGGGAGGACACUGACAGAAUAAAAGAGGAUGGACCCCUGA